This is a messenger RNA of Morus notabilis, 1311 nucleotides long. RefSeq lists its product as uncharacterized. The transcript is spliced from 2 exons. The coding region runs from base 1 to 1311 and encodes 436 amino acids. NCBI's taxonomy places the organism in Eukaryota, Viridiplantae, Streptophyta, Magnoliopsida, Rosales, Moraceae. The record is from RefSeq and is a predicted model, not a curated record.
AUGGCUGAGGAAGACGUUCAGGGGAACUUACUAAAUCUGGGGCAGCAGCUUAUCGUUCUUGAACCGGUUCAAAGACCAUUCUUGGUUGAUGAUCAUCAUCGAGCUAUCAGAGACUUUGCAGUCCCGGUUCUUGAUGGACUGAAUCCUGUGAUUGUUCAGCCAAACAUUGAGGCCCAAUACUUUGAACUUAAACUGGUCAUAUUUCAAAUGCUACAGACCGUGGGACAAUUCAGCGGUAUGGCGGCAGACGAUCCUCAUCUACAUUUAAGGUUAUUCAUGGAAGUUAGUGACAUAUUCAAGCUACCGGGAGUUCCUCUAGAAACUUUAAGGCUGACACUUUUCCCUUACUCUUUGAGGGAUCGUGCUAGAGCUUGGUUUAAUAGCCUACCUGCUGAUUCCAUUAUUACAUGGAAUGAUCUAGCUGAGAAGUUUCUUAUGAAGUAUUUCCUUCCGAUAAAGAACGCCAAGUUGAGAAAUGACAUUACCUCUUUUCAUCAAAGUGAUGGAGAGUCAGUUUAUGCGGCAUGGGAACGUUUUAAGGAGCUAUUCAGGAAGUGCCCAUUACAUGGUAUUCAAAUGGAGACUUUUUACAAUGGUCUCAAUGAACAAACUAGAGUGAUGGUUGAUGCCGCAGCUAAUGGUGCUCUUUUGGCAAAAUCUUACAAUGAGGGCUAUGAGAUUCUGGAGAGGAUGGCUACAAAUCAUUAUCAAUGGCCAACCAAGAGACUACCCACAAGGAAAACACCGGGAGUUCUUGAAGUGGAUGCAAUUACCGCUCUUUCAGCUCAAGUGUCGAAUCUGACCAACAUGAUCAUAACCAUGAACACUUCAACUGGAGGGCACCUAUUUGAGGGAUGUCCUUUGAAUCCCGCUUCGGCUUGUUAUGUGAGUAACUACAACCAGAACAAUGCUUACAGCCAUCAAUACAACCAAGGAUGGAGACAACAUCCCAAUUUCUCUUGGAGUAAUCAAGGGGCAGGUUCUAGUGGUGCUCCCCCUUCUAAUAGACCAGCUCAGCCAUCGGGUUUACCACAACCAGCUCAACCAAUGAGGAUUCAAGCGGGUGAAAAUUCAAAUUCCUUGGAGAAUUUACUUAAGGAGUACAUAAUGAAGAACGAGGCUAAAAUGCAGAGCCAAGAUGCAACCUUGAGAAGCUUGGAAACUCAAAUUGGGCAACUUGCAAAUGCUUUGACUAAUCGCCCCCAGGGCACUCUUCCAAGCAAUACGGAAAAUCCUAGGCAGGAAGGCAAGGAGCAUUGCAAAGCCAUUUUAUUGAGAAGUGGAAAAGCAUUGGAGCAACCACAGGAGUAA